Molecule: messenger RNA, 1554 nt
Organism: Pestalotiopsis fici W106-1
Lineage: Eukaryota; Fungi; Ascomycota; Sordariomycetes; Amphisphaeriales; Sporocadaceae
Exons: 1
Coding region: 1-1554 (517 amino acids)
Molecular function (GO): heme binding; iron ion binding; oxidoreductase activity, acting on paired donors, with incorporation or reduction of molecular oxygen
Source: RefSeq, a predicted model, not a curated record
AUGGCUGUAUCCCUGCCGCUUCUAUUAUUGUCUAGUUUCCUGCUUGUUCCUCUAGUUCUGGUCGUACUGAGACAACCUCUAUGGGUUCGACGACGUGGCCUGCCGCUACCCCCAGGGCCACCCGCUCAUGCCCUCUUUGGCCACCUCCGCGUGGUUCCAACCCUCAACCCGGAGUGGAAGUUCGCAGAAUGGUCCAAGAAAUAUCAAUCAGAUGUCCUGUAUUUCGAUAUGCUGGUACAGAAGAUGGUCAUAUUGAACAGUGCGCAAGCCGCAAUGGAUCUCUUGGACAAGCGUGGUGCAAACUUUAGCGAUCGCCCACGGUUCGUUCUAUUCGAAGUCAUGGGAUGGCGUCGUACAAUGGCCUUCAUGCCGUGGGGACCUCUAUUCCGUCUUCAUCGCAAGAUACUGCAAAGUAACCUGCAAAAAAGCAGCAUUGUACAAUACCAGGCAAUGCAGGAGAGGGAAACACGAACCCUUCUUAUGGGAGUUUCCAAACAGCCUGAGAAUUGGGAAAUUCUGCUGAGACGAUUUGCAACAGCGGUUGUGCUUAGCAUCGGGUUCGGCGUGGAACUCACCAGCGAUAAAGGAGAUUAUAUGCAGAUGGCGGAAGAUGCUUCGUACGCAUUGGGCCAUGGUGGACCUCCUGCUGGUACUCUGGUCGACUUUUUUCCCCUGGUCAGACAUCUGCCAGACUGGCUUGUUAGGAAUAACUCCUUAAAAUUUGCACGAAAAUGGAACCCGGCUGUUCGACGACUGCAUGAUCUUCCAUACAAUAACCUUCUAUCAUCUGGCAAAAGGGCUCUGUGUCUUAUCCAGACACUGCUGGAUCAACGGGAAGCAGAAUGUAAGGACGGCACAGAUACCGGAUUGACUGUCGAUGAUAUCAAGGGUGUCGCUGUUGCCGUUUUCGCAGCCGGGCAAGACACAACUUGGGCCUCAUUAAUGGUCUUUAUUUUUAACAUGGUCAUGAAUCCCGAGAUUCAGGAGAAAGCGAGGGGAUUGCUUGAUGAGGUUAUCGGACACGAGCGUCUUCCAACAUUUAAGGACAAAUCAAGGGUCCCUUAUAUGGACUAUAUCAUUCAAGAGACACUGCGUUGGUGUCCAGUCAGUCCUCUAGGACUUCCGCAUCGCAGCAUGGAAGACGACACCUAUAAUGGCAUGUUUAUCCCCAGGGGGACGCUGAUUUACGCAAACGCGCGAGCCAUGACCCAUGAUAAGCAUGUAUAUCAGAACCCCGACAAGUUUGAGCCGGAACGUUACAUCCCUAAGGAAGACGGAGGUCGCGGUGAGCCAUAUCCAAAGGGUCAGUUUGGGUUCGGCAGGAGGAUUUGCGUUGGACAACAUUUGGCUGAGGCAAGCAUGUGGAUUGUUGCAGUCUCCUUGCUAGCCACGUAUGACAUUAAGAAAGCUUUAGAUCCGGACGGUAAAGAGAUUGUGCCGGAACUCAAGCUCAGCAAUGGGCUUACAAGUCAUCCAGAGGGCUUCCCGUGUAGGCUGGUGCCAAGAGCAGAUCGCGCUCGUUUCUUUGGUGACUUGAGUCGGAAUGAGAUGUAG